Misgurnus anguillicaudatus (oriental weatherfish) is the source of this 4843-nucleotide messenger RNA. RefSeq names its product CD99 molecule-like 2 (gene cd99l2). The record is from RefSeq and is a predicted model, not a curated record. Lineage: Eukaryota; Metazoa; Chordata; Actinopteri; Cypriniformes; Cobitidae.
CGUGAUCCACUCAGCAAAUCUCAUGCUACUUCAUUCGCACUGCAGACUGUUACUCGCGUGUGUCUCGCAGCAUUUUUCUGAUCAAAGUGAUUCACUAGAGCUGUUUAAAUUCCCGCUAGGCCCAAGGACAAAAAUCAUUUUAUACUUUUUACUACAUUUCUGUUGUAAAUUUAAUAUCGUUGAGAUCUAGGUGCCAUUUGCCCUUUUAACAUGGCGAAGCUUUCGACAUGGACGCUUCUGGCAGUCUUUUCUUUGCUGGUAGUGAAAGGAUUUGGUCAGGAUUUUAAUUUGGCAGAUGCAUUUGAUGAUGAACCAUCUACCCCACCACCUAAAGUGAAACCAGCAGGCGGUGAUGUACCAGCAGUAAAGCCCACUCCUAAGCGUCCUGUUCAGCCCAUGGUCCCAGGAAAAGAUCCAGCAAAGCCCAAGCCUAAAGAGACAGAAGAGACAUACAGUGAUUUCUUUGAUUCCACCAUUCGGCCGGGUCUGUUACCUCGAACAACCACUAAACCUCUCCAAACAACUACCUCUGAUGGAUUUGAUCUUGCGGAUGCUUUGGAUCCUAACAAUGACAUUAAAGGAAAGGGUAAAGACUCUGGAAAAAAAGAUCUUGGAGGAGGAGGCCGCGAUGAUGGCCAACCCAAUAGCCGAGGUGGUGGUGAUUUAACAGACGACGACUUGGCCGAAGUAGGGAAGGACGAAACCUAUAACCCAGACAAAGGCAAAGGUGGACGAGUAACUGGAGGUAGUGAUUCGGAUGAAACUGAAUCAAUGCCUGAGACUGGUACCAUCGCUGGUAUUGCGAGUGCUAUUGGCAUGGCGCUGAUUGGUGCAGUGAGCGGCUACAUCUCCUACCAGAAGAAGAAGUUUUGCUUCAGCAUUCAACAGAGUCUGAAUACAGAUAUGGUGAAGGCGGAUGCUCCAGAUGCUGUAGUAGCACAGGAGCCACAAGUUCAACAAACUCUUCUCCAGCCUCCUAAUGCCGAGCCACCGACAGAGGAAAAUGCAGUGUAACCUGAAACACAUCCAAACUGAAGGGGCACAGUUCUGAAUCUUCAUUUUCCCAUUUGAAUACCACUGUUUUCCACUAUACAUACACCACACGGCCCUUUUUGAAGUACCAAUGUGACUUCAUACUUCAUUUAAUUUAUACAACUGUUAAAGUCUGUUUGCAAUAAUUAAUUAAAUGCUGGUAAAAAUGAAGUUUAGCACGGUCGCUGAGACCCGAGCAUUCGCAAUCAAGUUUAUUAAGAAUCGGUAUGGACCCCAUACAAAGAGUCGCACACCGUACUGCAGUACAGUCUUGAUGUUUACCUUUUCAAAUUAAUGUGUCAGAUUAGCUUAGAGAAAUGCAUGCUUAAAGGAUUAGUUCUUUAGAAACUGAAGUUGCUUUCAUUAUUUACUCACUCAUGUUGUUUUAAACUUGUAUGACUUUAUUCUUCUGCAGAACGCAUUAGAGGCUAAUUAAAAAAAAUCUGUGUGAGUUCAAUACAAUUGCAGUCUAUCUUGGUUUAUUUUAUUGCUUAUUAUUACAUGGCGCCUAUGAAGCGCUUGAUUCUGAUUGGCUAGUCAUGACAUUCCGAGGUUUGUUAUUCCUAAUAGCAGCCUCAUUCGGCAACUGUGAGUUAUAUUGACAAGUGCAUUUAAAUACAAGAAAAAAUAUACAUAUGCAUUAUUAAUAUCAUGAGAUUAUAGUGACAAAUAAUUAAACCAGAUGCAUAUUAGUCUUGUUUGAACUUCACUCCUUGACCUAAACCCACUAGGAAAUGGGGUUCUCCUUGCGUUGGCUUUGUUUUUUUACAAACCAGUGAAUAAUAUAUCAAAUCAAUAUUUUAUUUACAUAAAUUUACACCGAGUGCAAAUAGCUUUGUUAUAAACGUGUUAAUUCAGACGGUUGUUAUCACAAAAAAAUCCAUACAGGGUGAUACAAGACUCAAGUCAUCCUGUUUGGAAUUUAUUCUGCAAUAACAACCAGCUGGCUGUACUAUAUCCUUUAUAAAGCACCCAAAAAAAGUGAAUGUGGUUUGCUGAUUAUUUCCAAGUGCUGUCUAGUUGAUUUUUAAUCACUUUUACAGUAAAAUCAUAAGGUCAUGUUCAUUCAAAUAUACACAAAAUGUACACAUAUGAACAUAUAAACAUCAAGAACGCACACAGGAGAGAAAUGAUGUGUUCUGCAGAAGAUUGCAAGUCAUUGAGAUUUGCAAGUGAGUGAGUAAAUCAGCCUUUAGAUGACUGACGAUUCCUAUGUUUACAGAAAAAGUGAUUGGAUAAUCAUAAAUAUGCUUUUAGACUGUUUCCAUUGUUACAGUACGCGAACAGGUUGUUGCUAUUGGUGGAAUUUGCCAUGAAGGAUUUGUUUCUUAUUUUAUGUUUGCACUUUUGGCAUUUUGGAAGGGGUUUUUGUUUGAUCGUUCAUUUUACACGAUCUGUAUAUAUUUGCCUUGCGUUCACAUGGCAAUGUGAAAAGAUUGUUACACAUAUAUGCAGGUACUUGUGUGUCUUAGCAAACUUUUUAGUGAAGUGACUUUUUGACUAAAUUUAAAGGGGUGGUUCACCCAAAAAUGAAAAUUCUUUUAUCAUUUACUCACUCUCAUGUUGUUACAAACCUGUAUAAAUUUCUUUGUUCUGAUGAACACGAAGGAAGAUAUUUUGAGGAGUGUUUGUAACAAUGAGCCCCAUUCACUUCCAUAGUAUUCUUUUUUUCCUAGUAUGGAAGUGAAUGAUCAGUUUGGUUACAAACAUUCCUUAAUAUAUCUUCCUUUUUACAAUUUAUACAGGUUUGUAACAACAUGAGAGUGAGGAAAUGAUAUCAGAAUUUUCAUUUUCGGGUGAACUAUUCCUUUAAUGACCGAUGUCAUAAACUAACCAACAGCUGCUUACUGUCUAAUUUGCUUAAAAAAAAACAAUGAUCAAAAGGGGUAUAAGUGUGAAGAUGUGAUUGUGUUGAUGAAAAAAACAUGUUGACUGCUUUUGUGCGUAGUAUAGCUGGAUGUCAGUGGUUACGAUUCCUUCUUUUGAGGAAUGAUGACCCCGACGUGAUGAGAGUGGCUAGUUACAGUAGUGUGAACUUGUGAGUGGAAGUAACUGUUAGUUGUGUUUUCAUGUUAGCACAAUACUUGCGCGGUGUAGUAAUGUAUUCUGAUCGAUUGCCGUAUGGGAACUUUAAGGGAAUAAUGUGCUUGUAUAUUGCGUACUGUUUCGAAGUUUGAACUGUUGUGUACGUGUAUCUCUAUUCACACUAAAUGUACAUAAAUGUUUGUAGCCCCCCCGUUUUCUUUUCAAAUGGGGAGUAGUUUUCGUCCUAGCUUAGUGUUUGUAUCAUUUGUAGCAUGUUUGAGCUUUAGCUUUCGAGUCUUUUUCGGUAUCCUUGUUGCACCCUUACCAGUUUUGCUAUUGCCUUAAGUCCCUGGCUGCAUUCCCAGUAGCCUGUUUUGCAAAUUGGUCCAUCUCACUUGCCCGGAUAAAAGGGCCCAGCCUUAUAAACCAUGUUAGCCUGGCCCUGUAGUUCUUUAAUGGUUCCUUUUAAUGGCUACCAUCCAGAAUUGUAGGGAAAACUAGCUAACAAUGAAUAACUAGAACAAUGAGAAUGUCAUCCCUAAUCGAUGCUCCAGACUUUCCUGUAGCUUUUGUUUUUCACUGUGAAAUCAGGUGCACCUUUUUUACCCCCUAGCUUCCUAUAGCCCUUGCCAAUGGUGCUUUCCUUCCUAAUGCCUUACCACGCUAACAUUAGGGAAGACACGCUACAAACUAACACCACUUACAGUCGCAACCAUUAGAAGGGCUGCAUCAGUCGAAUGUUUAAACCAGACAUACUGUAGCAGAGUACAACCUGCUUUGGUUGCAGUUUGAACCAAAAUAUUGCUCUCUCUAUCACAUUCAAGAUGAACUAGAUUGACAGUAAUGGCACAAUGUUGCCUAUUAAACAGCCAACUCUACACAGUGACAGUUAAUCCUUUCAUGGCUUUUGAAGCAUAUCAAUGAAAACAACCCAACAGAAUGUUAGCUGAAUGUAACUCUUUUUACUGAUAUGAUGUUUGUUAGGCUACAGAGAACAAUGUAGCAUUAUUGGUGCUAGAUUUGUCAGAAAUGAAGAACACCAAAGAUGAAAUGUGAUGGUUUUUGCAUGUGUUUUGACUUUGGUGCCAAUGUAGUGAUCCGGUGAAUUUUAAAGGAUGGCUAAAUGAAAGACCCCAUCACCUAUCUGUGUUUAUACAUUGGUUGCUUGGUCUGCAUGAUCUGACUGUUAAAACCUCCCAAAAUCUUUCAAAUUAAUCUACAUUUUUAAAAAUCGGAUGGCCUGUUAGAGAGGCAAAGGUUGCAUUUGUAAGGCUCUCUGGUAUUGUUUGGCCAAUAGUUGCAAUUGUGUCAAAACAAGGGUGUAAACGCAGAACUGUACAGAUUUGCAUGUUUUGAAUUCUAGCUGUAGAUAUUAAAGUUCUUCUUGUGUGCUGGGUUUAUUCAUGAUAAAAAACAAUGUUGUUAUUGGUCCAGAAGUUUCUGAGGUGUCUUGAAUUUGCACUGCCAGUUUAGCUUUCGCAUCAUAUUACAGCCACAGAUCAGAUUUUUAAUGCUGUGCAAUAUUAGGUUUAGGUUAAUACAUUUGGCCAUGAUCUUAACCUUUAAGCAUUGAAUCUCACACAAAUAUGGAAUGUAAUGAAAACACACAAACACGUACAGUAUAAAUACUUGGAUAUGAACUGGAAAUCCCCUUUCAGAAACUUUCAAUUUCUACUAUGGUAAUUUGAUAUUCAAAUUUUGUUCAGAAAUUUUAUUCUGUAUCCCACUGGCUUUACCUUGCGGAUAUCAGCAUAAAGAAACCCAAUAAUAAACAAUUUAUCUUGUC